Monosiga brevicollis MX1 is the source of this 1898-nucleotide messenger RNA. RefSeq lists its product as uncharacterized. Gene Ontology annotation, cellular component: nuclear pore; nuclear pore central transport channel. The record is from RefSeq and is a predicted model, not a curated record. Gene Ontology annotation, biological process: RNA export from nucleus; protein import into nucleus. Gene Ontology annotation, molecular function: phospholipid binding; structural constituent of nuclear pore. The coding region runs from base 9 to 1802 and encodes 597 amino acids. The transcript has 10 exons. Lineage: Eukaryota; Choanoflagellata; Craspedida; Salpingoecidae.
CCGGCAUCAUGUCGUUUGGCGGUUUCGGAGCCAAGCCUGCGGGCGGUGGCUUUGGUGCUGCACCCGCUGCGUCCACUGGUGGUUUUGGAGCCAAGCCUGCGGGCGGUGGCUUUGGUGCUGCACCUGCCGCUUCCUCUGGCGGCUUUGGCGCUAAGCCUGCUGGCGGUGGCUUUGGAACUGCUCCUGCGGCUUCUACUGGUGGCUUUGGAGCCGCCCCGGCUGCUUCCACUGGUGGCUUUGGAGCCGCGCCAGCUGCUUCUACUGGUGGCUUUGGAGCCAAGCCUGCUGGCGGUGGCUUUGGAGCUGCUCCCGCGGCUUCCACUGGUGGCUUUGGAGCCGCGCCAGCUGCUUCUACUGGUGGCUUUGGAGCCAAGCCUGCUGGCGGUGGCUUUGGAGCUGCUCCCGCGGCUUCCACUGGUGGCUUUGGAGCCGCCCAGACUGCUUCCACUGGUGGGUUUGGGGCCAAGCCUGCUACAACUGCGGCGCCGGCCACUGGAGGCUUUGGUGCACCCGCAGCUUCCACUGGAGGCUUUGGUGCACCCGCAGCUUCCACUGGUGGCUUUGGUGCUGCCAAGCCUGCUACAACUGCGGCGCCGGCCACUGGAGGCUUUGGUGCACCCGCAGCUUCCACUGGUGGCUUUGGUGCUGCCAAGCCUGCCACAACUGCAGCGCCGGCCACUGGAGGCUUUGGUACUGCUCCCGCGGCUUCUACUGGUGGCUUUGGAGCCAAGCCUGCCACAACCGCAGCACCGGCCACUGGAGGCUUUGGUGCUGCCCCCGCGGCUUCUACUGGUGGCUUUGGAGCCAAGCCUGCUACAUCCGCAGCACCGGCCACUGGAGGCUUUGGUGCUGCCCCCGCGGCUUCUACUGGUGGCUUUGGAGCCAAGCCUGCCACAUCCGCAGCACCGGCCACUGGAGGCUUUGGUGCUGCCCCCGCGGCUUCUACUGGAGGCUUUGGAGCCAAGCCUGCCACAACCGCAGCACCGGCCACUGGAGGCUUUGGUGCUGCCCCCGCGGCUUCUACUGGAGGCUUUGGAGCCAAGCCUGCUACAUCCGCAGCACCGGCCACUGGUGGCUUUGGUGCAGCCAAGCCUGCUACAACUGCGGCGCCAGCCACGGGAGGGUUUGCCACACCAACCUCAGGGGCCGCCAAACCCGGUGCACUCACUGUUCCAGGCCUGAGUACGAAUACCACUGCGACUGGCGCUGCUACUGAGGCUGCUCCAACAGCAUCUAGUCUGCCUCUGGGUGACAUCACAUACAAGGAGCUGGAGAAGCUCAUCAACAAGUGGCAAAAAGACCUGCACGAGCAACAGAAGAUCUUCUAUGAAAAGGCACAGAGCAUCCAGGCUCAAGACUAUAAGAUUGUCAAGAACAGCGAAAGGAUUGAGGAUCUCUAUGAAGAAGUCAAUCGUGUUGUCAAAGCGCAAUCUGUUCUAGAGAAGACACUGCAAAAAGCACAGCAGGAUCAAAGCGAGAUGGGCACACUCCUCGACGAGCUGGAGAGUCAUUUGCCUGACUUUGGAGAUGUUACCUCCGAUCGACCCGUGGAUCGCGAGCGAGACCAAAUGUUCAAAUCAGCUGAAACUAUUCAAGUGCAACUGCGUGGCAUGGAGGAGGACGUGAAGGAAAUGGUCAAAUCACUCAACGAUGCCUCCAGCCGGGGUUCCGAUGAGACAGAUCCUCUGGUGCAGAUCAGUCUGGUUCUGACAGAGCACAUGUCUUCCUUGUCCGAGGAAACCCGUCAACAGCUCAAUCAGCUCGAUUCUGCUAAACAGGGCUACAAAGCGGCGAUUUACUAAAUUGUUGUAGGAGCGAUAACUCUGCGUUGUCGUCCCUUGGGCGUUUGAUCUGUGUCACUCAUGGUGAACCUUCAUUGAAUUGUAAUCUGAAGGCUU